AUGCUUGAAGUGCAGAUAGAUUUUGGUGAAGCUGACAUAGAGAUGGAUCAGUUUGGUGAUGUUCAAGAGGAGGGAGAAGAGGAGGAAGAGGAAGAGAAGGGAGAUCGUGGACGCUCAGGCCAGCCCAGACGACCCCGACAGCCACAACAGCAGCGAACUCUAAGACACAUGGGAGUCCAGAUUAAAGACUACUUCUGAUGCUCUGUGUUCAACUCCAUGUUCUGCAACUGCCUCUUCCUAGGGCUCAUGGUCCUGGUCUGCUAUUGUCAGGUAAUAUGGCUGACAUGAAUUGGAUCAUGACAUAACAAAGCACUCAGAAACAAGAUGGUUUUAAUGGUGAGCUGUGUAUAUACAAUAUACCUAGGCACUUUGUUAUAGGUUUAAGAGCUUUAGUCCAAUCAGGGAUGAGACUGUUUAGGGCACCCAAGUCCGGGCUCUGGCUGGGCCACUCACGGACAUUCAGAAAGUUAUCCCGAAGCCACUCCUGAGUCGUCUUGGCUGUGUGCUUAGAGUCGUUGUCCUGUUGGAAGGUGAACCUUCGCCCCAGUCUGAGGUCCUGAGUGCUCUGGAGCAGGUUUUCAUCAAGGAUUUCUCUGUACUUUGCUCCGUUCAUCUUUCCCUCGAUCCUGACUAGUCUCCCAGUCCCUGCCGCUGAAAAACAUCCCCACAGCAUGAUGCUGCCAACACCAUGCUUCACCGUAGGGUUGGUGCCAGGUUUCCUCCUGACGUGACGCUUGGCAUUCAGGCCAAAGAGUUCAUUCUUGGUUUCAUCAGACCAGAGAAUCUUGUUUCUCAUGGUCUGAGAGUCCUUUAGGUGCCUUUUGGCAAACUCCAAGCGGGCUGUCGUGCCUUUUACUGAAGAGUGGCUUCCGUCUGGCCAUUACCAUAAAGGCCUGAUUGGUGGAGUGCAUCAGAGAUGGUUGUCCUUCUGGAAGGUUCUCCAAUCUCCACCUCCCUGACUAAGGCCCUUCUCCCUCAAUUGCUCAGUUUGGCCGGGCAGCCAGCUCUAGGAAGAGUCUUGGUGGUUCUAAACUUCUUCCAUUUAAGAAUGAUGGAGGCCACUAUGUUCUUGGGGACUUUCAAUUCUGCAGACAUUUUUCCCCAGAUCUGUGCCUCGACACAAUCCUGUCUCAGAGCUCUACAGACAAUUCCUUCGACCUCAUGGCUUGGUUUUUGCUCUGACAUGCACUGUCAACUGUGGGUCCUUAUAUAGACAGGUGUGUGCCUUUCCAGAUCAUGUCCAAUCAAUUGAAUUUACCACAGGUGGACUCCAAUCAAGCUGUACAAACAUCUCAAGGAUGAUCAAUGGAAACAGGAUGCACCUGAGCUCAAUUUCGAGUCUCAUAGCAAAGGGUCUGAAUACUUAUGUAAAUAAGGUAUUUCUGUUUUUUUUUUUUUAUACAUUUGCAAACAUUUCUAAAAAACUGUUUUUGCUUUGUCAUUUUGGGGUAUUUUGUGUAGAUUGAUGAGUUAAAAAACGUAUUUCAUCAAAUUUAGAAUAAGGCCGUAAUGUAACAAAAUUUGGAAAAGAUCAAGGGGUCUGAAUACUUUCCAAAUGCACUGUAUGUCCCCAUGCCAUAACCAGUGUCACGUUGUAUAAUGAUUAGAAGACAGGCCCAGGAAUGCGUAUUAUGAAUAGUUAUGCAUGCUCAAGUUUUCAGUUUUUUUUGGUCUUAUUUCUUGUUUGUUUCACAAUAAUAAAUACAAUAAUAAAUCAAAUGAUACAAACCAGCAAAAAAUCCAUUUUAAUUCCAGGUUGUAAGGCAACAAUAUAGGAAAAAUGCAAAGGGGUGUGAAUACUUUCGCAAGCCACUGUACACAUACUAAUCAGGGGGAAUGGGAACCAGGUGUGCGUAAUGAGACAAGACAGUCCUGGGUUGGUGGUAAUGAACCAGGUCAGGUGACGCCUAGAAGGUCGGUGACGUAGACCUCCGGAGCUAGUGAACGGACUGAGCAGCAGUACCGGGGGAUCCAUGACACCAGGGUCUAAAGUUUUUUCUGUUCAGAUCACAUAGGUUGGUAAAACUGUAGGGAACCUUGGAGGAUGAUUUCUAAAUAUUUGUAGAUAUCCUUCACGAUUGUGGUUCAUUUACUGUAAAUGUCAGAUUAAGGACCAAUCUAUCAAGGACAGUCACCUUGUUUAACAGGAAUGAACACAGCUACAGUAUGUAGGCCUGUAUGUGAUUCCUCUUUAUUUUAUCUCUCCUCAGGGAACCUAGUGUUGAUGUACAAGUAGUUCUGUUAUUUUGGCACUCAGUGGAAUAUUAUACUUCAGUAGAUGUGACUCUGUUGUACUGAUGUUCUACUGCCCUCUGUUGACUCUGCUGCCAGUUAGAUUCUCUCAGGGGUUUUUGUACAGAUCCUCCCCUCACUCACACCACUGUAUCUCUCCUGCACAGUAAUACACAGCAGAGUCAUCUGCUCUCACACCAGACAGCAUCAAAGUCAACAUGCUGUUGCUAGUAUCUUUAGUGGUUUCCAUACAUCCUUCAAACCUUUUAGCAUGGUAACCUAGGCCUAAUCCAGAAUAACCCACACAUUCCAGGGAUUUUUCUGCUUAUUGUCUUAUCCAGACUGUGUUGCAGACAAAGGUGAAUCCAGAUAUCUUACAGGAGAGGCUGAGCAUUUCUCUAGGCUUUUUCAGGACUGGACUGGAGGGCAUGGUCUCCAGACUCUGACCAUCUGAUGGAGAGAGAGAGGUGAAAAUGAGAGAGAUAAAUAAAUAGGAAGAAUGUGUUAAAGAAAAUUAGGAAGCCAAAGAAAAUAGUUUAUAAAAUCAUUGUCCAUGUUCAGUCAUUCUACUAAAGAACAGCUGAUUACGUAGAUCAGAACUCACAGGGCAGACAGAGAGAGAUUAUGACAACUUCCGGAGGAUGUCCUCCAACCUAUCAGAGCUCUUGCAGCAUGAACUGACAUGUUGCCCACCCAAUCAAAGGAUCAGAGAAUGAAUCUAGUAGUGAAAGCAUAAGCUACAGCUAGCUAGCACUGCAGUGCAUACAAUGUGGUGAGUAGUUGACUCAAAGUGAGAGAAAAACAAAAGUUGAACAGUAAAAAAAAAUCUAAAACGAAAGAGAAGCAAAAGAUAAGGAGAGAGAGAGAGCUAGCUAUAUUUUGUUGUAUUUUCUUCACUUUCUUUUUCACUUACUUAGUUAGUGAAUGCAGCUAACAGUAGUUAGUUUAGCCUACUCAAACACCCGGUUCAAAUAGAGAGGAAUGCUAUGUUAGCUAGCUGAGAAGAUUCCAAGUCAAGGUAAGCUUUUGGUUUUAUAAAUGUAUUGCAACCGGGGCCCACUGGUGUAACUGCUAAACUGCUUGCUGACUGUACACUGUGCUGCAUGAUUGUUGCGGGUUUACAAACGCGUUAGUUCUAGUUACUAUGUGACUAUGACGAUAGCUAAUAUGGUGACAACAAUGUAGGCUGUGUGUAGCGGUUAUGGUAUAAGGGUUUGUCUUGGAAAGGUUUUUUCGCCUGGUCACAGACAGCUGAUGUGUUGUGCACUGAAGUUCACAAGCAAAUGGAAAAGGUGAGAUGAAGAGAGCGCAUAGAUGUGGGAAGGAAUUAUACAACGAGCAAAGUGAUCAUGCUGUUUGUAUGUGGCUGCUCUGAAAGUGAACUGUGUUUGCGGCGAUGAGGGGUGUAUUCAUGCCGCUGAUUCUGUUUUAAAAAGUUUCUUAAACGGAAGCAAAGGGAACGAAACGGGGAUAAACAUACCUGGAUUUGUUGAAUAGAAACUCUCGUUUGCAACUGUUGAACUAAUAGAUCGGGUAGAUGCAGGCAAAAGUGUGCAAGGCGGUAUUAAAUGUGUCACUGUCUGUCACCUUGAUUACUAGAUUUAUCUCGACCUGUGCACCUACAUUGUAAACUUUAAUUCAUAGGCUAGGUUGUAGCAACCUCAGGAUGGGUAUAAAAUGUGAUUAUGAUGUAGUAGCCUAAACCUAUCGAUGUUAAAUUGAGCUAGGUGAAUGGAAUAUGAAUGACAGUCAUCCAAUAUGCUGUAAUAGAAAUAAGGCCAUGCUCAUAAAAAACACCGACCGCCACUGGUACACAUUAAUCUGUCAAGAAAAAAUGUAUUUGUUCGUCAUGAAUGAACACAGCUUAAUAAGAUUUAACACACCACAUUGCCUAAUUAGCCACAUUGCCAAAUAUGACUAUAUAUAAACACCUGUUCUGAAAGGUCCUAGAGUCUGCAACACCACAAAGCAAGGGGCACCACCAAGCAAGCGGCACCAUGAAGACCAAGGAGCUCUCCAAACAGGUCAGGGACAAAAGUUGUGGAGAAGUACAAAUCAGGGUAAUAAAAAAAUAUCUGAAACUUUGAACAUCCAACGGAGCACCAUUAAAUCCAUUAUAAAAAAAUGGAAAGAACAUGGUACCACAACAAACAUGUCAAGAGAGGGCGGCCCACCAAAACUCAUGGACCAGGCUGUCACGCCCUGGCUCUGGGGACUCUAGUAUGUUGAGCCAGGGUGUGAGUUUUCAUGUGUUUCUGUUCUAGUCAGUUGUUUUCUAUGUUGGCCAGUGUGGUUCUCAAUCAGAGGCAACGUGUAUCAGCUGUUGCUUGUUGUCUCUGAUUGAGAACCAUACUUAAGUAGCCAGUUUUUCCACAGUGUUUGUGGGAUCUUGUUCCAAGUAGGUUGUGUUUAUCUAAGGACGUCACGUUAUCAUUUUGUUGUUUUGUUCGUGUUAUCUUAUUUAAUAAAUAUGUUUGCAAAUAACGCUGCGCAUUGGUCCUCUGUUCCCGACGAUCGUGACAGAAGAUCCCACCAAAACUGGACCAAGCAGCGUGUCCAGGAGCCAGUGCCAGGGGAAUUGCUAGCGGAUCUCCGUGGCAACUUCGACUGGGUCAAGCCUAGGGAAGAGCAGAGAGGGUGGACUUGGGAGCAGUGGAGGAAGAGUCUCGACUGGGUCAAGCCAAAUGAAGAGCAGAGUGGUUGGACUUUGGAGCAGUGGAGGAAGAGUCUGGCGAGAGAUAGGGAGGCUUGGUCCACGGGGAAGAGAGACACCCAGACAUUUUUUAGGGGGGGGCUCACGCCGUGGACGACGGGGCAGCAGGAGGCCGCGAUGGAGCGGUCCAGCGGGUUUGUAGAGGAGGCCGCCAGGUUAAGGGGGCCACUGGUCACAGAGGAGAGGGAGAGUGUAGAGGCACGGCGAGAGGUACUGGGGUGUGUUACCAGUCCGGUCCGGCCCGUUCCUGAUCCCUGCGUAGGGCCAGUGGUGUGUGUCGCCAGUACGGUCCGGCCUGUUCCUGUUCCUCGCAUCGAGCCUGUGGUGCGUGUCGCCAGUACGGCCCGGCCUGUUCCUGCUCCCCGCACCAAGCCUAUGGUGCGCGUCGCCAGCCCGGUCCGGCCCGUUCCUGCUCCCCGCACCAAGCCUAUGGUGCGCGUCGCCAGCCCGACCCGGCCUGUUCCUGCUCCCCACACCAAGCCUAUGGUGCACGUCGCCAGUCCGGCUCGGCCUGUUCCUGCUCCCCACACCAAGCCAGUGGUGUGCGUCGUCAGUCCGGCACAGCCCGUGCCUGUUCCACCGGUGCCUGGUCCGGUACCGGUCAGCUGCUCCACGCCGGAGCUAGAGCAAUCCGCUCCACCAGUGUUCAGUCCAGCUCCGGCAUGCAGGGCCAGACCGGACCAGGGGUACUUUGGGGGGUUAGAGAGGGAGUGGGGAUCAUGCCUGGAGCCGGAUCCGCCGCCAAGGCGGAGUGCCCACCCGGUCCCUCCCCUGUGGUGUUUGGUUGGCGCAGUCGGAGUCCGCGCCUUUGGGGGGGGGGGGGGGUACUGUCACGCCCUGGCUCUGGGGACUCUAGUAUGUUGAGCCAGGGUGUGAGUUUUCAUGUGUUUCUGUUCUAGUCAGUUGUUUUCUAUGUUGGCCAGUGUGGUUCUCAAUCAGAGGCAACGUGUAUCAGCUGUUGCUUGUUGUCUCUGAUUGAGAACCAUACUUAAGUAGCCAGUUUUCCCACAGUGUUUGUGGGAUCUUGUUCCAAGUAGGUUGUGUUUAUCUAAGGACGUCACGUUAUCACAGGCAAGGAGAGCAUUAAUCAGAGAGGCAACAAAGAGAACAAAGAUAACCCUGAAGGAGCUGCAAAGCUCCACAGUGGAGAUUGGAGUAUCUGUCCAUAGGACCACUUUAAGCCGUACACUGCACAGAGCUACGCUUUACGGAAGAGUGGCCAGAAAAAAGACAUUGCUUAAAGAAAAGAAUAAGCAAACACGUUUGGUGUUCGCCAAAAGGCAAGUGGGAGACUCCCCAAACAUAUGGAAGAAGGUACUCUGGUUAGAUGAGACUAAAAAAACAUUAUGUCUGGCGCAAACCUAACACCUCUCAUCACCCCGAGAACACCAUCCAAUUUUUCAUCGGCAGGGACUGGGAAACUGGUCAGAAUUGAAGGAAUGAUGGAUGGCGCUAAAUACAGGGAAAUUCUUGAGGGAAACUUGUUUCAGUCUUCCAGAGAUUUGAGACUGUGAUGGAGGUUCACCUUCCAGCAGGACAAUGACCCUAAGCAUACUGCUAAAGCAACACUCGAGUGGUUUAACGGGAAACAUUUAAAUGUCUUGGAAUUGCCUAGUCAAAGCCCAGACCUCAAUCCAAUUGACAAUCUGUGGUAAAGAUUGCUGUACACCAGCGGAACCCAUCCAACUUGAAGGAGCUGGAGCAGUUUUGCCUCGAAGAAUCAGCAAAAAUCGCACUGGCUAGAUGUGCCAAGCUUAUAGAAACAUACCCCAAGAGACAUGCAGCUGUAAUUGCUGCUAAAGGUAGCUCUACAAAGUAUUGACUUAUUUCACAAAAAAAAAUAUUUUGCAUCUUCAAAGUGGUAGGCACGUUGUGUAAAUCAAAUGAUACAAACCCCCCAAAAAUCAAUUUUAAUUCCAGGUUGUAAGGCAACAAAAUAGGAAAAAUGCCAAGGGGCGUGAAUACUUUCAUUUUACAUUUUUUUUACAUUUUAGUCAUUUAGCAGACGCUCUUAUCCAGAGCGACUUACAGGAGCAAUUAGGGUUAAGUGCCUUGCUCAAGGGCACAUCGACAGAUUUUUCACCUAGUCGGCUCGGGGAUUAGAACCAGCGACCUUUCGGUUACUGGCACUACGCUCUUAACCACUAAGCUACCUGCUGCCCCUUUCACAAGCCACUGUACCCACAACGCAGGUAGGAAACAAACUUGCUCACCUAAAUUGGAUAGGAAUCUAAUAGUACUCCUAAGGUCAUAGUAUGCAACGCAUGGUCAAUGGCUAACAAGUUGGAUGAAUUUAAAUCAAUCCCGCUGUCAGAGAGGGCUUAAAUUGCUGCUGUGUCAUAGACAGGGUUUGACUCAGAUGUACCACCUGAACUCUGGGAAAUCUAUGGUUUCAACACCUACUCCAAACCAAGACAAGGUAAAAGGGGAGUGGGUGUGGCACUUUAUAUAAGAGAGGACAUUUCUGCACUCACGCUCUCCCACUCAUAGAGGUACCACCUGAAUUGGAGUGUUUGUGGCUAAGGCUUAGACCUAAACGGUUAGCAAGGCAAGUUGGAUCAAUUAUAACAGAUGGUAUGUUCCCCCCCUCAAUCCAAUUCAGAAAAUGAACUUAUCCAACAUCUAACGGACAGCCUUGAUACUAUCAGAGCAAAGUAUGUUGAUGCUUGGAUCCUUAUCAUGGGUGAUUUUAACCAUGUUGAUGUGUCUGGACUAUGCUCAGGGAAUGUCACCUUUGGGUCUCAGUGAUCAUAUUGUUGUUACCACACUGAAAUCUCAUUAUGUCACUAACACAACCAGGAAAAAAGUUAUUCAACCAAUGAAAGAGUCAAGCAUCAGAGCAUGUGGUCAGUGGCUUUCCCUCCAUAAAUGGCCGGAAGUAACAAAUAUGGAGAGCACACAGGAGAAAACAGACAACUUCUAUAACGCCCUGAAUCACGCCAUUACAGCUUACUUCCCAAAACAUGGUUAGGAUUCACGCACAGGAUAAGGAGUGGAUUGCACCUAGAAUCAAAGAGCUGAUAAAAAGCAGAUAGAAUGCCUCCAGUGAAAAAGACUGGCCUUCAUGGCGCACUCUGAGGAACAAAACCCAGAAAGAGAUCAAGGCAGCAAGAUCAAGAACCCCUACUCAGACUGACAGAUACUACAACAGCCCAAUGCCUUUGUGAGACUGCUUAAUGCUGCUUAACUGUAAUAUUGUAUACUACACUAUAUAUAUAUAAGUAUGUGGACACACCUUCAAAUUAGUGGAUUCGGCUAUUUCAGCCACACCCGUUGCUGACAGGUGUAGAAAAUCGAGCACACAGCCAUGCAAUCUCCAUCACAAACAUUGGCAUUAGAAUGGCCUUACUGAAGAGCUCAGUGACUUUCAAUGUGGCACCGUCAUGAGAUGCCACUUUCCAACAAGUCAGUUUGUGUAAUUUCUGCCAUGCCAGAGCUGCCCCGGUCAACUGUAAGUGCUGUUAUUGUGAAGUGGAAACAUCUAGGAGCAACAAUGGCUCAGCUGCGAAGUGGUAGAACACACAAGCUCACAGAAUGGGACCGCCGAGUGCCGAAGCUAGUAGCGCGUAAAAAUCGUCUGUUCUCGGUUGCAACACUCACUACCGAGUUCCAAACUGCCUCUGGAAGCGACGUCAGCACAAUAACUGUUCAUCGGCAGCUUCAUGAAAUGGGUUUCCAUGGCCGAGCAGCCGCACACAAGCCUAAGAUCACCAUGCACAAUGCCAACCGUCGGCUGGAGUGGUGUAAAGCUCGCUGUCAUUGGACUUUGGAGCAGUGGAAAUGCGUUCUCUGGAGUGAUGAAUAAUGCUUCACCAUCUGGCAGUCCGACGGACAAAUCUGGGUUUGGCGGAAACUAGGAGAACGCUACCUCCCGAAUGCAUAGUGCCAACUGUAAAGUUUGGUGGAGGAGGAAUAAUGGUCUGGGGUAAUUUUUCACGGUAAGAGCUAGGCCCCUUAUUUCCAGUGAAGGGAAAUCUUAACGCUACAGCAUACAAUGACAUUCUAGACGAUUCUGUGCUUCCAACUUUGUGGCAACAGUUUCGGGAAGGCCCUUUCCUGUUUCAGCAUGACAAUGCACUGUGCACAAAGCGAGGUCCAUACAGAAAUGGUUUGUCGAGAUCAGUGUGGAAGAACUUGACUGGCCUGCACAGAGCACUGACCUCAACCCCAUCGAACACCUUUGGGAUUAAUUGGAACGCCGACUGCGAGCCAGGCCUAAUCGCCCAACAUCAGUGCCCGACCUCACUAAUGCUCUUGUGGCUGAAUGGAAGCAAGUCCCCGCAGCAAUGUUCCAACAUCUAGUGGAAAGCCUUCCCAGAAGAAUAGAGGCUGUUAUAACUGCAAAGGGGGGACCAACUCCAUAUUAAUGCCCAUCAUUUUGGAAUGAGAUGUUCGACGAGCAGAUGUACUUUUGGUCAUGUAGAGUAUAUCUCAUUUUUGUAUUUAAUUACUUACGUAGGCCUAUGUAUACUGCAAUUCAGCGUUUAGCUGCAAAUGUGUACAAUUCAAAAUAAACCUUAAAUAUAUAAGUUCAGCAAAUUCGUAACAUAUUGUAAGUUUGGGAAAUUCGUAACAUAUCAUACGAAUUGUAAUUUGGAACAUAUCAUAUAAAAUGAAUGAUGGACAUCCACAAAUUAAUACAUACCAUAUGAAAUGUAACAUAUCGUACUAAAUGGAGUGUAUCGGAAACAUACAGAAUAAUAUGAAACGCUCUGAGACCAGGUUAGGUUUUUGUACAGCUCUUCCACUCACUCACACCACUGCCUCUCCUGCACAGUAAUACACAGCAGAGUCCUCUGAUCUCAGACCAGACAGCUUCAGAUACACCAUGCUGUUAGAAAUCUCUAUGAUAACUUCUAUAAAUCCUUCAACACUUUUUGCGUUCACAGUUCCACUAUCAGUCCAUAUAAUGCCUAUCCAUUCAAGUGUGCUUCCUGCAGGUUGACGUAUCCAGCCAAUGCUGUAGCUACUAAAUGUGAAGCAGGAUCUUUUUUUAAUGGAGAGAGUUUCUACAGGCUUUUUCAGGACUGGAGGGAAUGGCCUCCAGACUCUGACCAUACACCCCUAAUAGAGAAAAAAAUAAUGAAGACAACCUCUCCCUCAACGUGAUCAAGACAAAGGAGAUGAUUGUGGACUACAGGAAAAAGAAGAGGACUGAGCACGCCCCCAUUCUCAUCGACGGGGCUGUAGUGGAACAGGUUGAGAGCUUCAAGUUCCUUGGUGUCCACAUCACCAACAAACUAUCAUGGUCCAUACACACCAAGACAGCCGUGAAGAGGGCACGACAAAGCCUAUUCCCCCUCAUGAGACUGAAAAGAUUUGGCAUGGGUCCUCAGAUCCUCAAAAUGUUCUAUAGCUGCACCAUCGAGAGCAUCCUGACUGGUUGCAUCACCGCCUGGUAUGGCAACUGCUCGGCCUCUGACCGCAAGGCACUACAGAGGGUAGUGCGUACGGCCCAGUACAUCACUGGGGCGAAGCUUCCUGCCAUCCAGAUCCUCUAUACCAGGCGGUGUCAGAGGAAGGCCCUAAAAAUGGUCAAAGACUCCAGCCACCCUAGUCAUAGACUAUUCUCUCUGCUAAUGCACGGCAAGUGGUACCGGAGCGCCAAGUCUAGGUCCAAAAGGCUUCUCAACAGUUUCUACCCUCAAGCCAUAAGACUCCUGAACAGCUAAUCAUGGCUACCCAGACUAUUUGCACUGCCCCCCCCCCACCCCACCCCAUCCACCUCUUUUACGCUGCUGUUGCUCUGUUUAUUAUUUAUGCAUAGUCACUUUAACUCUACCCACAUGUACAUAUGACCUCAAUUACCUCGACUAACCGGUGCCCCUGUACAUUGACUCUGUACCGAAACCCCCUGUAUAUAGCCUCCCUACUGUUAUCUUAUUUUACUGCUGCUCUUUAGUUAUUGACUUUUAUUUUUUUUUACUUAACACUUUUUUAUUUUACUUUUUUAUUUUAAAAAAAACUGCUUUGUUGGUUAAGGGCUUGUAAGUAAGCAUUUCACUGUAAUGUCUACACCUGUUGUAUUUGGCGCAUGUGGCAAAUAACAUUUGAUUUGAUUUGAUUACAAAUAUGUUAACUGAAUGGAUAUUAUAAUUAUCUCUAUUCGUAAAAUACUUUGUUACAAUAAAUUGCUAGAUUAUUGAGUACAUACUACAGAGGCCCAGCAAGACCAGGAGGAGGUGUAGUUUGCCUGUCAUCUUUUUAGGAUGGAAGACAACCAUGGUUGCGUGGUAGCAUGCAACAUGCAUAUAAAAGGGUGUUCAAGGCAAUCAAUUCUAAGUCAAAGCCAAACAUCAAAUCAAAUCAAACUGUAUUUGCCACAUGCGCCGAAUACAACAGGAGUAGACAUUAUAGUGAAAUGUUUACUUACAAGCCCUUAAACAACAAUGCAGUUUUUAAGAAAAAAAAGAGAUAAGAAAAAAUUUGCAAAUAAUUAAAGAGCAGCAGUAAAAUAAGAUAACAGUAGGGAGGAUAUAUUCAGGGGGUUUCGGUACAGAGUCAAUGUACAGGGGCACCGGUUAGUCGAGGUAAUUGAGGUCAUAUGUACAUGUGGGUAGAGUUAAAGUGACUAUGCAUAAAUAAUCAACAGAGUAGCAGCAGCGUGAAAGAGGGGGAUGGGGUGGGGGGGGGGGGGGGCAAUGCAAAUAAUCUGGGUAGCCAUGAUUAGCUGUUCAGCAGUCUUAUGGCUUGGGGGUAGAAGCUGUUAAGAAGCCUUUUGGACCUAGACUUGGCACGCCGGUACCGCUUGCUGUUUGGUAGCAGAGAGAACAGUCUAUGACUAGGGUGGCUGGAGUCUUUGAUAAUUUUUAGGGCCUUCCUCUGACACCGCCUGGUAUAGAGGUCCUGGAUGGCAGGAAGCUUGGCCCCAGUGGUGUACUGGGCCGUACGCACUACCCUCUGUAGUGCCUUGCGGUCGGAGUCCGAGCAGUUGUCAUACCAGGCGGGGAUGCAACCAGUCAGGAUGCUCUCGAUGGUGCAGCUGUAUAACUUUUUGUGAUUGGUCCUCCCAGUGAGGAGGAGCUCAUGCAAAACUCUCCAGUCCUCCAUCUUUAUUAAUGUCUCUGUUGAAGGCUGUUUCUGCUGAGGACUGUCUCAACUACCUUUAGAGAACUAAACAGCUCACCAUGUUUCCUACCACAGGAAUACUCUUACUGACAGUCUGUUUAACAUGUUUAAUUAUGCUGUUUAUCAAAUAAACAAGUUGACAUCAGGUUUUAGUUUCAACUUCAACAUGAUCUCUGAUUUCUAUUUCCACAGUUGUUCAUGGUCACACAUUGACUGAGUCUGGACCAGUGCUUAAAAAGCCUGGUGAAUCCCACAAACAGACCUGUACAGGCUCUGGGUUCACUUUCAGUAGCUAUUAUAUGGGCUGGAUUAGACAAGCUAAAGGGAAAGAGUUUGAGUGGAUUGGUCAUAUUAGUGGUGCUACUACUUACUACUCCCAGUCAUUUCAGGGUAGAUUCACCCUCUCCAGAGACGACUCCAGCAGUAAGCUGUACCUACAUAUGAACAGCCUGAAGAGUGAGGACACAGCAGUGUAUUACUGUUCCCGGUACACACAGUGAGAGAGAGUGGUGGGAGAGCAGUACAAAAUCACUUCCCCAUUUAGCACAGACAACCUAAUUUCUUUCAGAUGAAUAGUUUAAUAGCACAAGCUCAGCCAUACUUUUAAAAAAAACACACAUAGUGUAGAUACUGUACAUAUAGUAAAGGAUUAAUAAUAAUAAUGAUUAGGUGGGUGCUUACAUUUGUCCUAUUUCACACAUGUACAGGUGAGUAUUAUACACGUGUGAAAUGUAAAUAUGUAUUUUUGCGUAUCCCACUCCCCCUGAUACACCCUCAGAGAGUGGGGUCACGGCCAGGAUUACCAAUAAUGAGCACCCAUGUCAUUUGUGUCCCAUAGAGAAUUAUUAACCAUUCUAAGGAGUUACUACAUAUCUCCCAUAUCUCCUAUAAGUGUAGUGUCAAAAACGGACAAAUGAACAGAACAUUUCCCCUCAUUUUGCACUGAUAUUCUCAGUCCUUUUAUACCUGACUAUCUUUAUUAUGCAAAUGUCUCUUACCUCUCUCUCUCCCUCCCUCCCUCUCCCUUCCCCGUAUACUGUAUAAACAGGCUCUAUGUGUGUGUCAUAACACAUCCCUCUGAGUCCUGGAGAAGAUAAUCUCCCACCAGUUCAGCUUCAACACAAACCACAUCUUGGAUUCGACAACCUGCAGGGAAAGCACUGGAGUGGAUUGGAAGCAUAUAUACUAGAGACACAUCCUACAAGUAUUUAAUUGAAAAACAAGUUCAGCCUCAUUUUAAACUCGUCGAACAACACAGUGACUUUUAUGUCAUUUUUAAGGAGUAAAAUGUACAAGCAGCCAAAUAGGAUAGUCACAGAUUUUGACCAAAUUUAGGGGCACCUCCCCCUAAAUACUUGAGUAUGUCUUGAUUAUAAUUGUUUAUAGGGGAGAGAGUUUAAGAAUGUGUUUUUAUCAGUCGUGUCUAUCAAAAUGAGCAUUGGGCACAGUUGUUCAAAGCUACCCAAGCAUGACUUCUGCCCCAGGAUGCACCUGCACUCUGGUAAAGGCAUUUCCCUGAUACAGUAUCUUGAUUAACCCUAAAAAGGACCAAUGUAUCAUUGUGAAAGUGCAGUAACACAUUUAAAAACUACACACAACAGCAGAUGUUGGGAGAAAAUGACACAUUAUGAAUUGUAAAAGUCAUUGAGUGAAGUUUGGACGUGUACUGGUUUGGCGAUAGUUGCUGACCAUGUGACAUUGAAACAACGGGAACACAUUUCAGGGUACAGUACUUCAGGAUGUGAAUUGUUCAUUGUUUUAUGUGUUGUUUAAAAAAAAUACAUUUGUAAUGUAUUUUCUGACUUUAUUGAACAGAUAAAGUCAAGCGUAUUGUCUGCCUCCUUCUUUCCACUUCUUUCCUCUUUUGACCUCUGCCUCUCACCGUCCCCCCCUACUCACAAGGCAGGCAAUACGCUUGACCUCAUCUUUACUAGAUGCUGUUCUUCUACUAAUCUCACUGCAACUCCCCUCCAGGUCUCCGACCACUACUUUGUGGUGCCAGGUCUCUGACCUCCUCCCUAUAGGCUGUCUCAUCGUUGUCGGUGAUCAGGCCUACCACUGUUGUGUCGUCGGCAAACGUAAUGAUGGUGUUGGAGUCGUGCCUGGCCAUGCAGUCAUGGGUGAACAGGAAGUACAGGAGGGGACUGAGCACGCACCCCUGAGGGUCCCCCGUGUUGAGGAUCAGCAUGGCAGAUGUGUUGUUACCUACCCUUACCACCUGGGGGAAGCCCGUCAGGAAGUCCAGGAUCCAGUUGCAGAGGGAGGUGUUUAGUCCCAGGGUCCUUAGCUUAGUGAUGAGCUUUGAGGCCACUAUGGUGUUGAACGCUGAGCUGUAGUUAAUGAAUAGCAUUCUCACGUAGGUGUUCCUCUUGUCCAGGUGGGAAAGGGCAGUGUGGAGUGCAAUAGAGAUUGCAUCAUCUGUGGAUCUGUUGGGGCGGUAUGCAAAUUGGAGUGGGUCUAGGGUUUCUGGGAUAAUGGUGUUGAUGUGAACCAUGACCAGCCUUUCAAAGCACUUCAUGGCUACAGACAUGAGUGCUACGGGUCGGUAGUCAUUUAGGCAGGUCAUCUUAGUGUUCUUGGGCACAGGGACUAUGGUGGUCUGCUUGAAACAUGUUGGUAUUACAGACUCAGUCAGGGACAUGUUGAAAAUGUCAGUCAGUGAAGACACUUGCCAGUUGGUCAGUGCAUGCUCGGAGUACACGUCCUGGUAAUUCGUCUGGCCCUGCGGCCUUGUAAAUGUUGACCUGCUUAAAAGUCUUACUCACAUCGGCUACGGAGAGUGUGAUCACAUAGUCAUCCGGAACAGCUGAUGCUCUCAUGCAUGCUUCAGUGUUGCUUGCCUCAAAGUGAGCAUAGAAGUGUUUAACUUGUCUGGUAGGCUUAUGUCACUGGGCAGCUCGCGGCUGUGCUUCCCUUUGUAGUCUGUAAUAGUUUUCAAGCCCUGCCACAUCCGACGAGCUUCAGAGCCGGUGUAGUAUGAUUCAAUCUUAGUCCUGUAUUGACUCUUUGCCUGUUUGAUGGUUCGUCGGAGGGCAUAGCGGGAUUUCUUAUAAGUGUCCGGGUUAGAGUCCCGCUCCUUGAAAGCGGCAGCUCUCCCCUUUAGCUCAGUGUGGCUGUAAUCCAUGGCUUCUGGUUGGGGUAUGUACGUAUGGUCACUGCGGGGACGACGUCAUCGAUGCACUUAUUGAUGAAGCCAGUGAUCACUGUCAAUCAGCAAACAUUUUCUAUAUUGUUCAGACAGUAAAGUCAUUGUUUUUUGUGUGUUGUUUUCAACAGUGAGCCAUGAAAUAAUUCAUAUUAAAUCAUAUUAAAUGUUGAUAUUUCUCACAACAAACACAUUCAUACAAGUGGUAUCUGUAAGAAAUUGUGGUUUGUUGUCUCAUUCGUUUUCGGAAUAGUUUUGAAUCUGGCCUACUGCCUUUUGACACAACCUCUAUCUUUCAUCACUGUCAUCCUCUCUAUCUGUUGAAUAAAGUCAGAAAAGACCUUACAAAUAUAUAUUUUUAAACAACACAUAAAAAAAGAUAAUAACAAACAAAAAAAGACAAUUCAAAUCCUGAAGUACUGUACCCUGAAAUGUGUUCCCAUUGUUUCAACAUCACAUGGUCGGCAACUGUCACCAAACUACUUCCCUUAGAUGGCUACACUUCACUCAAUGACUUUUUCAACUCAUAAUUUGUCAUUUUCUCCCACAUCUGCAAUACAUCACUGUUGUGUGUAGUUUUUUAAUGUGUUACUGCACUUUUACAAUGAUACAUUGGUAAUUUUUAGGGUUAAUCAAGAUACUAUAUCAGGGAAAUGGCUUGAUCUGAGUGCAGGUGCAUCCUGGGGUAGAAGUCAUGCUUGCGUAGCUUUGAACUGUUGCGCCCAAAACUAAUUUUGAUAGAUGCCUUAUAAAAACACAUUCUUAAACUCUCUCCCCUAUAAAUAAUUAUAAUCAGGGACAUACUAAAGAAUUUAGGGGGAGGUGCCCAGAACAGCUAUGAGAAACCACAUAGAGCAAUUUGUUAUUUUAGUUAAGGACUCAUUGUUCAAUGCAAUUCUUGAAAAGUAUGUGAGUGUCUGAAAAUAUUAAAUAAUAUAAUUAAUACAACUGUUGACAAGGUCUAUAAUAUAAAUGAAAUUGUGAUGAAAUUGUCUGAUUUUUUUUUUCUAUCUCACCAUUUAUUCAAACCAAAUGCAAAUCGUGUUCAUGUCGUUGAAACAUUGUAUGGUUACCAGCCACCAGCUGGCUUAUGCAAAAGGCGGUCUCUCCUCAGCUGAAACAAGGUAGUGAGAAUUAGAUCAUGAAUGUGUACAGGGACAGUCCCUUGGCUACUUAACUUCUUUCACUGUCUGUCUAUCUUAAUCGUCAGAGAUGCUAAACUGGGACCCUGAAACACCCAGGUGACAGACUGGAGUUCACCAAGCGUGGUGCCACACAGCUGUGAGGGGCACAGAGAGGAAGAGAGAGGGGUGGGGUGUGUGAGAGAAACAGACAACUGAGAAAAGCAGAGCAGGGCCGGUGUGUGUGUGUGCAUGUGUGUGUGUGUGUGUGUACUUGAAGAUAUCUACUACUAAAGAAAAAUAUAAACGCAACAUGUAAAGUGUUGGUCCCAUGUUUCAUGAGCUGCAAUAAAAGAUCCUAGAAAUGUUCCAUAUGCAAAAAAUAUUAUUUCUCAAAAAUGUUGUGCACAAAUUUGUUUCCAUCCCUGUUAGUGAGCAUUUCUCCUUUGCCAAGAUAAUCCAUCCACCUGACAGGUGUGGCAUAUCAAGAAGCUGAUCGUUACACAGGUGCACCUUGUGCCGGGAAUAAUAAAAAGCCACUCUAAAAUGUGCAGUUUUGUCACACAACACAACACAAUGCCACAGAUCUCAUGUUUUGAGGGAGCGUGGAAUUGGCAUGCUGGCUGCAGAAAUGUCCAACAGAGCUGUUGCCAGAAAAUGUAAUGUUCAUUUCUCUACCAAUGUCGUUUUCGAGAAUUUGUCAGUACAUCCAACCGGCCUCACAACCGCAGACCAUGUGUAACCAUGCCAGCCCAGGACCUCCACAUCCAGCUUCUUCGCCUGUGGAUCAUCUGAGGAGGGAGAGGGGCUUUGCUGAGGAGUAUUUAUGUCUGUAAUAAAGCCCUUUUGUGGGGAAAAACUCAUUCCGAUUGGCUGGGCCUAGCUCCCAAGUGGGUCAGCCUAUGCCCUCCCAGGCCCACCCAUGGCUGCGCCCCUGUCAUGUGAAAUCCAUAGAUUAGGGCCUAUUGAAUUUAUUUCAAUUGACUGAUAUCCUUCUAUGAACUGUAACUCAGUAAAAUAUUUGAAAUUGUUGCAUUUAUAUUUUUGUUCAGUAUACACCUACUAUUCAUACGAUUAAAUAAUGCUGCUUGCGAGAUAAUGCUGUAUACAUAAAUGUAUGCAAUGAAUUGUAUUCAGUAGGCUAGUCUAUGGAAACUAAGACCGUCUGCCCACUUGAACCUGAAUUGUAUUUCCUUUGAACUUGAGAUAGAACAGGCAUGCAGUGCAAGUAGCCUAAACCUAAUAAUAGGUAUUACAGAGUCAAUCUUUGGACUGGGGGUUUAUACUAGACUAUGAUUAGGCUACAGAGUAUUAUUAUGGGCAAAAGUUGCAAGCAUCAUUUCACUGCACUAUAGGCAUUUACCAGGGGUAUUCAAAUAUUACCCAAUGAGGUCUGAAUUAGCCUACUUCAUGUUUUUUGUUCUACCUGGUAAUUAAUUUCACCCACCUGGUGUCCCAGGUCUAAAUCAUUCCCUGAUUAGAGGGGAAUAAUGGGGGGAAAAAGCAGCAGAACUGGCUUUAGGUCCAGGUUUUAAUUUGAGGAGCAUAUAGUCUAUGGAUACCCAUGUUUCUCUUUUUCCCUCAGACAGGUUUCCAGGCUUGUUUUUCAAGUUCUAUCAAAAGUCUAUUCUCGUUUCCAGAUAAACCAGUCGCGUGGGUAGGAAAACCACUGGCACCCGGAAAUGCUCCACCUUCAUCGGCUUCCCAUACCAAGUCAAAGCCACCGGCAAAUUGGAAUGUGAUUUAUCUGAGUUCAGAGACAGGUCUAAGAGUGUCUCGACAGGGCAACAUACGACCAUUUAGGCUACUUUUGAGCAGAAACGGGUGAGUUUGAACUUUCAUUUCUUCAGAAAUUUCGACUAACUUCGUUUAUUUUUUCAUUCAUUCAUCAGCAGCAUCCAUUUACGGGAAAAUUCAGGUAGCACUUCACAACUUGAUCCAUCCUGAAAGAGUGCAGUUUGUGCAGUAGCCUAACAAAGAGGGUUUCCGACAAACUGUUUUAAUGUGUAACAAUUCGAUAGUCUCCGGUUUAAAUCGUUACAAAGUUGCAUCAUCCAUGACUGUCACACUAGUGACAUCCCGCCCACGCUUUCACAAUUUCGGAAGGAAAUGCAAGUCUUUGCCGCGCUCUUCCAAAUUACCCAUAAUUCACACAGCUGUGAGUAAUCAACCGUGAAUAACUUGCGGCAAGGCCUAAUUUUCCCUCUUUAUAGCGCAUAUAAUGUAAUCUUACCUUCUUAGCCUACCUUUCCAUUUUGCAUUUUCUACACCUGACCUGGGCCGGGUGGUUCUAACGAUGAAACCGGGCCCUGAUGUGUAGGCCAAUUCAUUACGCCUAUUUUGCAACGAAAACGAACAUUUAUAUUGGACACAUUCCACUAGGUCCCUCCCUGUUCCGUUCUUAACUGGUAAAAGGUUUCCGUUAAAAUACUUAAUGAAUACACCCCUGGAUUCAUCGUGUGUUCUCAAUGAGCAACUAACGCAUCUUGACUGAAAAUAUAAAACUGUGCUCAAGGCUACUUCAUGUGCGCGUUUUUAAAAGACACCGAAGUUUAGUUAGACAAUGGCCAAGAUUGCACAAAGCAGCAGCCAAAUAUGUGUAUUUGACCAAUAAAAUUGAAUUUUAUUUAUGUCUGGAAUUUACAAGUCUAUUACUAUUGGCCAAGUGAAUGUGCAAUAGCAAUGCUCUUCUCUCAUCACUGGUUAUUUUGGUUGUGUGGUGUCUCAACACUAACUCACUUUGUGUCCAUGUCUGUCUGUGAGUGGAUAGAGAUGGCCAGCCAGAGUGAGGUGAUUGACCGGUUGAGGGCUACGUUCCGGUCGGGCGUGACCAUUCCAGAGCAGUUCCGUAUGACCCACCUCCAGAACCUUCUCUCCCUGGUCGAAGAAAACGAGCAGCUUAUACAAGAUGCUCUCCAUAAGGACCUCCAUAAGGUACUACUAUACACUCUGUCCCCUCUGCCUCCCUCUCUCCACCUCUCAUUAUUUCCUCUGUUGGUCGCCCCUCGUCCUCUUUCCCUGUCCCUUCUUCUUCACCUCUCCCCUCUAUUUCUCUUUUUGUCCUGUUCCCUCUCUCCCGCUAUUGUUUCACCUUCACCUGUUUAGUCUUUGGUUAACACAAACAUUUCGCUACACCCGCUAUAACAUCUGCUAAACACGUGUAUGUGACAAAUAACAUUUGAUUUGAUUCUCUCCUCUCUCCCCCCAUAGCCCAAGUUUGAGUCAGUCCUGUCAGAGAUUCAGAUAACGCUGAAUGACCUGUACUUCGCCAUGGAAAACCUCAGGACCUGGAUGCAGCCGGAAUACAACAUUGGCAAGAAUCUGGUAUAGAUUCCGUCAACGUUCACUGUCAACUGUUUGACUCUACCACUUUUUACUAUGUCUCAACAUGUAAACACACACAAUUGGAAUAUUUUUUACUGACAUGCUGCUUCUGUAAUAACUGUCCAAGAAAACCCUUUUUCCUCUCCAUCCUUUUAGGCCACUAGGAUGGACGACUGUUUCAUACGCAGGGAACCCUUGGGGGUAGUUUUAAUCAUCGGGGCGUGGAACUACCCUCUCCAUCUUAUUCUCUUACCUUUGGUUGCUGCAAUUGCUGCAGGUACACAUAUAUCAUUUGUAUACCUAUAGGCUUUGUUAAUAAUAAUGGAUUGGAUUUAUAGCGUUUUUACAGUAGCUCAAAGCAUUUUAUAUCCACCACCAAUGUUGCCUUGUCAGUAAUGUACAGUACCAGUCAUACAUUUGGACACCUAUUCAUUCAAGGAUUUUUCUUUUCUUUUUUACUAUUUUCUACAUUGUAGAAUAAUAGUGAAGACAUGAAAACUAUGAAAUAACACAUGGAAUCAUGUAGUAACCAAAGUGUUAAACAAAUCAAAAUAUAUUUUAGAUUCUUCAAAUAGCCACCCUUUGCCUUGACAGCUUUGCACACUCUUGGCAUUCUCUCAACCAGCUUAAUCUGGAAUGCUUUUCCAACAGUCUUGAAGGAGUUACCUCAUAUGCUGAGCACUUGUUGGCUGCUUUUCCUUCACUCUGCGGUCCAACUCAUCCCAAACCAUCUCAAUUGUGUUGAGGUCGGGUGAUUGUGGAGGCCAGGUCAUCUGAUGCAGCACUCAUCAUUCUCCUUGGUAAAAUAGCCCUUACACAGCCUGGAGGUGUGUUGGGUCAUUGUCCUGUUGAAAAACAAAUGAUAGUCCCACUAAGCCCAAACCAGAUGGGAUGGCGUAUUGCUGCAGAGUGCUGUGGUAACCAUGCUGGUUAAGUAUGCCUUAUUCUAAAUAAAUCAGUGUCACCAGCAAAGAAGAACUCAGUUCUUGAAGUUUUCCAGAUUGACUGACCUUCAUGUCUUAAAGUAUUAAUGGACUGUUGUUUCUCUUUACUUAUUUGAGCUGUUCUUACCAUAAUAUGGAAUUGGUCUUUUACCAAAUAGGGCUAUCUUCUGUAUACCACCCCUACCUUGCCACAACACAACUGAUUGGCUCAAACGCACUAAGAAGGAAAGAAAUUCCACAAAUUUAACUUUUAUGAAGGCACACCUGUUAAUUGAAAUGCAUUCCAGGUGACUGCCAUGAAUGUGCAAAGCUGUCGUCAAGGCAAAGGUGGCUACUUUGAAGAAUCUCAAAUAUAAAAUUUAUUUUGAUUUAACACUUUUCUGGUUACUACAUGAUUCCAUAUGUGUUAUUUCAUAGUUUUGAUGUCUUCACUACUAUUGUACAAUGUAGAAAAUAGUAAAAAUAAAGAACCCCUUGAAUGAGUAGGUGUGUCCAAACUUUUGACUGGUACUGUAUAUGUAAAGUGAAUGCUUAUUCUCUUAGCAUGUCAUUAUUGAUUAGGUUUGAUUUUGUGAUGAUGACAUUAUAUUUAUUCCAUGAUGUCAUGAACCAGGAAACUGUGCCGUUCUGAAGCCGUCAGAGAUCUGUCAGGCCACCGAGCAACUCCUGGCAGAACUCCUCCCCAAAUACCUGUCUCAGGUAACGCACACACUGCUUUGGUUCUCCCCUGCUUCUGUUACCUGUUGUGGAUCAUCAGUGCAAUGCAGCACAACUGUGCCAUAUUUGCUCAAUACCCAUCCACCCAUUUAUCACUACUGUCACUUACAGUUUGUUUUUAAUGUUUGAGUUUUGCCCUCUGAUUAUUGUAGGACUGCUAUGCAGUACUAUGUGGGGGAGCAGAGGACACCAAGUCAUUGCUGAAGAAUAAAUUUGACCACAUCUUCUACACAGGUAAAGUCACACAGAGGACUCCCUAGACCAAUAAUAUGUAUUACCUCAAUUCCUGUUUUUAGUAUGUUUUAAAAUGUCGGCUGUAUGCCCCUUUUCCCCCUCCUCUCCCUUCACCCUCCCCCAUCUCCUCCCCAGGUUCCCAGGCAGUAGCCCGCUCCAUCCUGCUAGCGGCGGCGCCUCACCUGACCCCGGUCACCCUGGAGCUGGGCGGCAAGAGCCCCUGCUUCAUCUAUGGCCGUAUCGACAUCCAGAAGGCCGCCAAGCGCCUGUGCUGGUCCAAGUUCUUCAACACUGGCCAGAGCUGCGUGGCGCCCGACUACCUCCUCUGCACUGCCCAGACCCGGGACGCCCUGCUGCCCGCCCUCCAGGAGACCCUACAGACCUUCUACGGGCUGGACCCCGGGGCGAGCCCAGACAUGGGGCGCAUCGUCAACCAGCGCCACUGGAGACGCCUGGUGGACAUGCUGGGGAAGUCCAAGGGGAAGGUGGUGAUCGGAGGGGACAGCCGCGAGGAGGACAGGUAUAUCGGUGAGUUUGGGGUGAUACAGGAGAGGACUAUGAGAUGCAGGCAGUAGUGUUGAGUUUGGUUUGUAUACUGCUGCCACCUUGUGGGUGUGAAUGCAAGUUGAAAGAUUGUUGAAAUAGGUUUAGGUGGUAGCCUUGCUGUUAAAGUGGCUUGACAUUCAAAUAUGAGUAAGCGGGCAUAUAGAAGCAAAUGCUUGCUGACCAAGUGGUGUUUCUAACUCCCACAGUGUUGGUGGACGUGCAGGAGUCUGAUGUUUCUAUGGUGUUUCUAGCUCCCACAGUGUUGGUGGACGUGCAGGAGUCAGAUGCUCUGAUGCAGGAGGAGAUCUUUGGCCCCAUCCUGCCCAUCCUAACCAUAGAGUCUCUGGAGGAGGGCAUAGACUACAUCAACCGCCAAGAGAAACCCCUGGCUCUCUACGUCUUCUCUGACGAGACCUCGGUACAUUACAGCACACAGGGGACCUUCAUUACAGCACAUAGGGGACCUUCAUUACAGCACAUAUAUGUUAUUUUCUUAUAUUGUUAUAGUCAUGUUGGCCUCCUCCACAGAGCUCCUAUAAUUUAAAGUUGUAUAUGUAGUUCUAUGGCCGCCUCUGCCUUCACUCUUAUGGAAUAAAUGCAUGUUCCUCCCCUCUCGCUGUCAGGUGGUGACCACAGUGUUGAACAAUACCAGUAGUGGGGGUUUCUGCGGCAAUGAUGGUAUAGUACACAUGGCCUUGCCAGGCCUGCCCUUUGGAGGAGUUGGUAAGUGUGUGUCUGACAACGUAAAUAAAGUAGUCAUUAUCAGAAGAAAAGCACUAGACAUGGAUCUGAUCACCGUGUAUCAUGUUGCCCUGUCAUCUACCCUCCAGGUGCCAGUGGGAUGGGCAGCUACCACGGCCGCUGGGGCUUUGAGACGUUCAGCCACAGGCGGGGCUGUAUGAACCGGAGCUGGUUGCUGGAGAGGGUCAACGUCCUGCGCUACCCGCCCUACAGCGACUACAACCUAGGCUGGUUGCGCUGGGCCACCACAUUCAAGAAGAACAGCUGGGGAGGCUGCUCAGUCAUGUGAAUGACACUCAGUGCGUGCAUGACUGUACUCCCAAAGCCAAAUGGGCUUUCCUUAAAGGUCCAAUGCAGCCAUUUUUAUCUCAAUAUCAAAUCAUUUUUGGGUAACA
Messenger RNA from Coregonus sp. 'balchen', 23180 nucleotides. The record is from the annotation of a GenBank genome assembly. Lineage: Eukaryota; Metazoa; Chordata; Actinopteri; Salmoniformes; Salmonidae.